Molecule: messenger RNA, 1587 nt
Organism: Jaculus jaculus (lesser Egyptian jerboa)
Lineage: Eukaryota; Metazoa; Chordata; Mammalia; Rodentia; Dipodidae
Gene: Echdc3
Product: enoyl-CoA hydratase domain containing 3
Exons: 5
Coding region: 175-1080 (301 amino acids)
Cellular component (GO): mitochondrion
Molecular function (GO): hydro-lyase activity
Source: RefSeq, a predicted model, not a curated record
CCGAGUCUCAGGGAGGCGGGUGCCGGGGCAGUGCAGCCUAGGAGAGGAGUUCUGGGCGAGGGCCGCAGGCGUGCUGGCCCGGCCAGACCGUGUCUCCCCGCCCUGUGAGCCUCCAGAGCCUGCCAGGUCCGGAAGCCCUGGUGUCCGGCCCGAUCCUGCCAGUGUGUUACUGUCAUGGCCGUCGUCGCGGGUGUGCGAGUCUUUGGGUCGAAAGGUCCCAGCUGGCUCCGGUGCGGCCGGUGGGCCCCGCUCUCCGCGGGCUUCUGCAGCCCGGGAGCGGCAGCGACCCCGCGGCGGGAGGCGGAGGCGCCGCGGCCCACCAGCAGCCGGCAGCGGGACGGCAUCAGGAACAUUGUCUUGAGCAAUCCCAAGAAGAGGAAUACGCUGUCACUCGCAACACUGAGAUCUCUCCGAAGUGACAUUCUUCAUGAAGCCGAGAGCAAAGACCUGAAAGUCAUUAUAAUUUCAGCCGAGGGCCCCGUAUUUUCUGCUGGGCAUGACUUGAAGGAGCUGACUGAUGAGCAGAGCCCUGAUUAUCACACUGAAGUGUUUCAGACUUGUUCUGAGGUGAUGAUGCUGAUCCGGAGCCAUCCUGUCCCCAUCAUUGCCAUGGUCGAUGGCUUGGCCACAGCUGCUGGCUGCCAGCUGGUUGCAAGCUGCGAUAUUGCUGUGGCGAGUGACAAGUCGUCCUUUGCCACUCCUGGGGUGAACGUCGGGCUCUUCUGCUCCACCCCUGCAGUUGCCCUGGCGAGAGCCGUGCCCAGAAAGGUGGCCUUGGAGAUGCUUUUUACCGGGGAGCCCAUUUCUGCUCAAGAGGCUUUGCGCCACGGGCUGAUCAACAGAGUGGUGCCAGGGGAGCAGCUGGAGGCAGAGACCAUGAGAAUAGCGAGGAAGAUCGCCUCCCUGAGCCGCUCUGUGGUAGCCUUGGGCAAGGCCACUUUCUACAAGCAGCUGUCCCAGGACCUGAGGACAGCGUAUGUCCUCGCCUCCCAGACCAUGGUGGACAACCUAGCCCUGCGGGAUGGGCAGGAGGGAAUCAAGGCCUUCAUUCAGAAGAGAAAACCCAGCUGGUCUCAAUGAGCCACAAGAAGAAGGGCGGCCAGUGGGCAGCACUCAGGAAGCCCCCAGGUCCCAGCGCCCGUCUUCCCCCCCCCCCAGCCACACCGCUGCCUGUUGGCUGGAACAGAAGUCAGCUGUUUUGGUAGCAUCGACAUCGGUUUCAUUCCCUGGGAAAAGGAGGAAGAAAGAGUAAAUGAAUCACGAGCUCUCUGGUAGGUCAGCGUGCACUGGAGUGGGCCAGCUGUGGCAGAAGGCCUGGUAUCUGACAUAGUCCUUCACAGCCCCUUAAAGAGAGGGGCUACUUGCACCCAGGCGGCAAUCAAGCGAGGCGUGAAGGAAGGUUGCCACUCUCCUGGUCAGCAGCAUCCUCCAAAGCCAGGCCAUCCUGGUUGCUCAUGGCAGUGCAACAUUUCAAAUCUCUCUGAGGUCUUUUCCGCACCGAAAUUCUCCUUGAUUCUAUUGGAAAAUAAUCAUGCCUGUGGCUUUGAAAUAAUCUUAUGUGAUUUGAAUAAAUUAAAUAUUUAUAGA